AUGAAAAAAAUAACUAAAAUAUGUUUUUCUCCUGUUAUGUAUACUCUACUAUUGCUAUAUCGGAAGCCAGUAAAGAGCUCAUAUGUUGAUAUAACUCUAUUAAGCGAUAACAUGUUUGAUAACAUGCUGAAAACAGAACUGUCAUAUAUGAGCAACCAUUUAACAUUUAAUGAGAAUAAUAAAUCAAAUAAAAGAAGGAAAAGAAAUGAUUCAACAGUAGAUGAUAUUGUUUUGCUAACAAGUAUGUUAUCUCAAAUUAUCCCAUCCAAUUUUUCAAUUUAUCCAUUAGACAUUCCAAACGAAACAGUAAGUAAUAAUAGCAAUGAUGUUAAUAACUUCUUAGAUUUGAUAAAUAUAUAUGAUGCUGACAUUGAUAAUACGGUUACGAAUCACCUAAGUCAAACACAAGCAAUAAAAGGUUGUGAAGAUGACAUAAAAAAUAACAACUGUGAUAGGGAUGUGUUAACAUGUAUAACUUUAAAAAAAAAUAAAUUAUCAGAUAGUUGUAAAAAAUCAUUAAGCAAUUCAUUAUUAUAUUCUUGUGUUGAUGAUUUUCUGCUAUAUUGUAUGGACUACUCAAAAUUUUCAAAAGUGUACAAAUGCUUGAAAAAGAACUUUUAUCAUUUAAGUAACAAGUGUUUAAAUAUUUUAAGUUACUACGAAAAUAUAAUGCAAAAAUUGCACAAAAUAAAGAAUAAACCAUACAACAACCAGGAUCAUUUAUUUUUAGAAAAGGAUAAGGGAAGCAAUGCAGCUGGUAAUUCAAGCAGCUUUAGUGUCUCCACCAGCAAUAAUAAUCACGAUGGUACUGCUCACAACAAAUACAACUUAAAGGCAACAGAUAUAGAAAAUGAGAAGGACGACAAAUACAACCUUUUUAAGGAUAAUUCUGAAAACCAGAAACCCACAAUGGCCGAUAAUUUAAGAAAAGGAUAUGGCCAUUACAUUUUUCCAUCCACUGAUUACAAUUACUUGAUAGAUUUUAAAUUAAUAAAUUAUGAAUAUAAAUACUUUUUAUUCUUUUUUGUUUCCCUACUGAUUUCGUUCCUACUGUAUAUCUUAGUAAUAUGUGUUAAGAAAUAUUACCUUACCGAUUCGAGUAAUUAUUUUGUGAAAUCAGAGAAAGUUAAGUUAGCAAAGUUGUGA
Molecule: messenger RNA, 1146 nt
Organism: Plasmodium gonderi
Lineage: Eukaryota; Apicomplexa; Aconoidasida; Haemosporida; Plasmodiidae
Exons: 1
Coding region: 1-1146 (381 amino acids)
Source: RefSeq, a predicted model, not a curated record